Messenger RNA from Salmo salar (Atlantic salmon), 7527 nucleotides. Its product is annotated as ubiquitin carboxyl-terminal hydrolase 54. NCBI's taxonomy places the organism in Eukaryota, Metazoa, Chordata, Actinopteri, Salmoniformes, Salmonidae. Gene Ontology annotation, biological process: protein deubiquitination. The record is from RefSeq and is a predicted model, not a curated record. Gene Ontology annotation, molecular function: cysteine-type deubiquitinase activity.
CUGACCCUUUUUACACACCCACUGGUUUUGACUCCAGGUUUUUUUCUGCCACUCUGCAAAGAUGGCCCUGUGUGUUUUGUCACGGGGGCGGACUGUUGAGUGUUGAUCCCGGGGGAGAAGUGACUCACAGCCAAGACCAUGUCUUGGAAGAGGAACUACUUUGCGUCUGGAAGCGGCGGGCUGCAGGGGAUCUUUACCCCACGCACCAUGACGUCCAUCGCCCCCAGUAAAGGACUCAGCAACGAGCCGGGCCAGAACAGCUGCUUCCUCAACAGUGCACUGCAGGUCCUGUGGCACCUCGACAUCUUUCGGCGGAGCUUCCGGCAGCUGACCACACACAAGUGCAUGGAGGACUCGUGUAUCUUCUGUGCCCUGAAGAGUAUCUUUGCUCAGUUCCAGUUCAGCAGUGAGAAGGUGCUGCCAUCUGACGCGCUCCGCAGCGCGCUGGCCAAGACCUUCCAGGACGAACAGCGCUUCCAGCUGGGCAUCAUGGACGACGCCGCAGAGUGCUUCGAGAACAUCCUAAUGCGGAUUCAUUUCCACAUCUCAGACGAGACCAAAGAGGACAUCUGCACAGCCAAGCACUGCAUCCCACACCAGAAGUUUGCCAUGACGCUUUUCGAACAGUGUGUGUGCAGCAGCUGUGGGGCCUCCUCUGACCCGCUGCCAUUCAUUCAAAUGGUGCACUACAUCUCCACCACAUCCCUCUGUAACCAGGCGGUGAGGAUGCUGGAGUGUAGAGACAAGCCCACACCAGACAUGUUUGGAGAGCUGCUCCGCAACGCCAGCACUAUGGGAGACCUACGCAACUGUCCGAGUAACUGUGGGGAGAAGCUGCGUAUUCGUCGGGUACUUAUGAACUCUCCAGAGAUCAUCACCAUAGGUCUGGUGUGGGACUCUGACCACUCAGACCUGGCAGAGGACGUCAUCCACAGCCUGGGCACUUGCCUGCGCCUGGGGGAUCUCUUCUACAGAGUAACAGAUGAUAAGGCCAAGCAGGCAGAGCUCUACCUGGUGGGCAUGGUGUGUUACUACGGCAAGCACUACUCCACCUUCUUCUUCCAGACCAAGAUACGCAAGUGGAUGUACUUUGACGACGCACAUGUCAAAGAGAUCGGGCCCAAGUGGAAGGACGUGGUGUCUCGGUGCAUCAAGGGCCACUACCAGCCCCUGCUACUGCUCUACGCUGACCCCCGGGGGACGCCCGUGUCAGUGCAGGACCUGCCCUCCCGCCUGGACCUGCACCACUUCAACAGGUCCUACUACGACAGCGAGGACUCGGGCCGCGAGCCGUCCAUCUCCAGUGACACGCGCACCGACUCGUCGACAGACAGUUACUCCUACAAGCACUCCCACUCUCACCAUGAGUCCAUGGCCAGCCACUUCUCCUCCGAUUCCCAGGGAACCAUCAUCUGUAACCCAGACAACGACACAGCCUCCCGCAGCAGCCUGGAGACCACAGGCCAAGUGACGGACAGUGGGCCAGUGCAGUGCCACUCUCUGAGGAAAGGCGGGACAGUGGACAGGAAGGGCGGGGCCAGUGACAGGAAGCGGAGCUCUAGUCGUCCGAGGCGACUUGAGGGGAGGAGCCGGGGCUCUAAGACUGACGAAGCCUCGUCGGCAGGUUACCACAGCGAGGGGGAGACUCUGAAGGAGCAACAAGCACCUCGCACCGCACCCAAGUCCUCCUCCUCCAGUCGACUGAGGGAUUUCAAGGAGACCAUGAGCAACAUCAUCCACAGUCGCCCCCUCUCCGCCUCCUCCUCGGGCUCCGGGGCCCUUGGGGGUCUAGGGGCCGAGUCAGGGGCCACCACCAAGGCCAGAGACUGGGAGGCCGACAGCACCAGCAGUGAGUCCAAGUCCAGCUCCUCCGGGGGACGAUACAGACCGGCCUGGAGGCCCCGGAGAGAGGCCCUCAAUAUAGACAGUAUCUUCAGUAGGGAGCGACGUAGACAGGCUGGGUAUAGUCCCCUAGGGGCCACUCUGCCUGAAGACAGUGGGGCCCCAGCUGAGGGCCCCACAGGGUCAGUCACUGGACAAGGACAGGGGCCCUUUGGUAAUAUGGCCUCCUCCUGGACCCUGCCAACCACCAGGGGCCAUAACAUGGAGCAGCAGCCCCCCAGGCUCAUCCAGAGGAUGGAGAGUGGCUAUGAGAGCAGCGAGAGGAACAGUAACAGUCCUGUUAGCCUGGACAUGCCUCUCAGCGAGGGACCUAAUGCUGCUAAUACACAUGGGGACACCGGUCUGAAGAAGCCUUCCAGCUCCAGCUCAGGUCCAUCAUGGCGCACCGUGCCCAAGUCUAAGAGCAGCAGUGCUCUCCUGCAGGACGUCAAGGCUUCAUGCAGGGGCAACAGCCACAUAAGCCUGGCGGGAGAAGGCCGCAGCGAACUGGACGAGCUGCAGGAGGAGGUGGCCAAGCGAGCGAGGGAGCAGGAGUUACAGAGGAGGAAGGAGAAGGAAAAAGAGGCUGCCUUGGGGUUCAACCCCAGACCCAGCAAGUUCAUGGACCUGGACGAGCUACAGAACCAGGGCAAAGGGGACGGCUAUGAACGGUGCGUGUCGGACGCUGAGCUACUGCUAGAACAGUCUCUGCGACUGGAGCAGGCUGGCGAGGUGGCCGCCGCUCUGUCUGUGGUUAAUGAAGCUGUAUCUAAACUCAGGCUUCCCAUGCAUGAGGGUGGCGCUAACACCCAUAGCAGGACAUUGGCUGAGGCCCGGCUGCAAAAGUGCAUGAGGAGAGCGCGGGGCCUGCAGCAGCGCAUGCAACAGCAGCAGCAGGAAGACAGACCCCAGCAACAGGAUCAGGAGCAGACAGAGAAGCAGGAUCAGCCUUGUCCCUCUCCCCAGGGGCCCCCCAGUGAACAGCCUGUCCCAAUCCAAAUACUGUUGACAGACGCCCAGGAGGACCAACCACAAGCAGUCCCAGAAGCCACCAGAAACACGCCUUCUCCUCUCUAUGUUAAGCCCCUCCCCUCAAGCACAAACUCACUCCCUGAGCCCCUGAGCCACCCCCCUGUUGCUAUGCCCCCGAGCCCUCACACAGGGUCACCCACGGGGGGGUUCAUAGCGGAGGCGUGGGGGCGCCGGGAAGGACUGGAGAUGUCAGGCAUGCUAGAUAACUCCUGCACUCAUGUGAGACCCCUCCACAAGCACGCUGCCGUGUCCCUGCCUGCCCUGUGUGUGGACGGCCGGGACGAGAGCUUUACUGAGGGAGGCCAUGACCAGACCCCAGCCCUGCCCAACCACCAGCCAGCUGCACCCUCACACUGGAACAGUAACCCCCCAGCCCAGACUCUGCCCACCCCGCGCCCGCACUCCAGGACACCCUCUCCAGUCAGCCACACCUCAGAGGAAAGGGGCGACGCCAACAUGGAGGAUGCCUAUUCCAGAUGGCCAGCCCUGAGCCCCUCUCAGCCUCCUCCAGCCCAUCAGAACCACAGCUCCCCUGUCCCCAUCUCCUCCAACACCUCCAGGCUCGGCCCUCCACCACCUCCUCCCACCCGUAACUGGUCCGGCUGGAGCCUGGACCAGCUGGCCGCCUUCGACUCCCCCUUCUACACCCCUCCUACAGACUCCCACUGUCCCCCAUCCACUCCCAUCAGACCAGGGCGGACCCCUUCCCCAGCAUCUGGAAACUACAGGCCAGGUGCCGCCAUGCCAGUGGAGCGCUGGGCAGAAAAUGUAACCCGGUAUUACAACUCCCAGGCUGCCCCUGUGGUUGGGUCGCCCUGUGAUGAGCUGUCGGAACUAGACUCUCUGUACCAGGCGAGCCUUCAGGCCACCAGCCUGCCCCGGGCCCCACGCGGAGUCAGCCCCCAGCCCACUGCCAACAAGCAACCGGCUAGGAAGCUGUUGUCUGGGCUGGCUGCACCUGGCCGCUCCAAGACUCCCACAGCCGAGUUAGAGAGACAUGCCUACAGAACGGCAGGCUACACCAGCAGCCCCACACAACACAACAAGCCUGGGUCAUGUGAGCGACCACUGGGAGAUGACGAGAACUACAGUGCUGAGAACCUCCGCCGCAUUGCCCGCAGUCUGAGUGGCACCGUCAUAGGGGGCCGACCCGAACUCCUCGCCCCCUCCCGCAGCUUUGAGCCCCCAGUUACCAGGAUGCCAAAGCAUGCGGACUCCCGAGUCACCGCACGUCAUCCUAGCACGUCCUCCCUGCACCCCCCUCCCUCCUCCACCCACCUCACUCCACCCGAACCCCAACACCAAUACCUCCACAACAACCACCACCACUACAGCCCCCCAGCACUGCCCCAGCACCCCCCUCAGCAGGCAGCACGGCCCCCCUCCACGGGGCCCUAUCUGGGACGCUCAGGAGAUCACCAGAAGGGAGACCAGUUUCUGGCUGUGUUUGACCGGGGUGAAGCUUUCUCCCGUGAAAACUACCACAGUGUUGCACUGAGCUACGGCACGCUGCCGCGGGCACCUCCCAGGGCACCUCCUUCCUGGUCCUCCUCUCUCCCCCGGCCCAGGAAAGGACCCAACCCGGGCCCUGGGUACUACUGUCGCCCAGACAUGGGCUAUGCCACCCUCUCCCACCCCCGCCGCUCUGCCCCCCCUAGUGGCGCCAUCAAUGGCUACAGGCAGCCCCCUCAAUCCAGCAGGACCAAUGGAACCCUACCUUCCCCUCUACAACCACAACACCACCCAGCCCACCACCGGCUUUCCAGCGAGACCUCCAACCAGCCCCUCCGCCUGGACGUACCCCCGGAUGAUGACUGGAGGACCCCCGACUACAGGAUGGUACCGCCGUCCAUGCCCAUGCGGCAUGCCCACCCCCUCCAUCAGCCCACCCAGAGGCAUGACCACCCCCGUAUGAUGGCAUCGUCCCGUGGCCCCGGUAAUGUCCAGCUCUGUUCCCUGUGCCAACAGCUGCCCACCGAGCCCUCCCGUCACUACUGCCAGUCCUGUGGGGUCUACAUGGCCCGUUUCCGGCCUACCAGCUGAUCCAGCUCACCGUCACCUUGCAAACGGACCCAGUUUACUCCCAACACACACACACCCUCUUUCUCUCUCUGUUCCCCAUUGGGCUCUAGACAUCAGACUCUGCUGUUGUAGAAUGCAGUUAAGGAGAUACAUUGUUCUAGCAGAUUGUGGCCCUUUCGUUUCCCAUCAAUUAAUGUCUAUAGUAUAACCCCAGCCCCCAUCCCACCUCAACCCUCUUUAACCAGACAGGACAACCACUAUAUCUGGUACUUAACCUGGUAUAUUUCUAUAGAGUUUAUAUUUAGUCUUUAUGGCUGCUCGUCAUCUAAGGUUAUUUAAAGAUGAUGUGAUCCAGUAUUGGAAGGUCACAGAGUCCAGGCUGGGUAGAAGCGGGGCUGUGUAGUGUCCACUGAGGUGGAUGGCAAGAGGCACUCAAUCAGUCAAUCAAAUGUAUUUCUAAAGCCCUUUUUACAUCAGCAGAGUGUCACAAAGUGCUUAUACAGAAACCCAGCCUAAAACCCCAAACAGCAAGCGAUGCAGAUGUAGAAGCAAGUUGUCUCGAGAAAAAAACUCCAUAGAAAGGUAGGAACCUAGGAAGAACCAGGCUCUGAGGGGUGGCCAGUCCUCUUCUGGCUGUGCCCGGUGGCGAUUAUAAGAGUACAUGGCCAUUAAGGCACUGUGCUUCUAGGAGGUUAGGACACCCCUCAUUCCCCCAUAAACACAUCAGCACCAACACAGCUGGAGUUUAGGGUUACACUGAUGUUCCCAGGGGUCACAAAUUAACCCAUAGUUUGAGGAAGCCUGUUACAGACGAAGAAUGAAGAUGGAAGUUGAGUUACAUGGUGGGGAUCAGGGCAAGGCGGAAUGAGAGAUAUAGUUGGAAGUUGUACACGUUUUAUUGUCAGUCAUGAAAACUCUUUAACAGGUGUGAGACAGUGAAAUGGAUGUGUCAUAAGGCUGCUUUCUCACACCAACCCAUCUCGGUCUGCAUAGAAAGAGACAACACCCUCUCCUCAAUGUAUACUGACACUAUUUACUGACUGUAUUACUCUAUUUAUCAUUUUUAGGGAGCUCUGGGUAAGUAGUGUAUAGAUGAUCAAACUAAUCUACAGGCCUAACCUGUAUAUACUCUGCCAUAGACCUGCUGUACUUUGCAUUGUCUCAACUUGCUAGCACUGUCUGGUGACUAGAGCCCUCUUGCAGAAUGGGCCUGUGUGUGGGCUAAAGACCCGAGACGUUUCUCUUGAGGCUUUUCACAGCCCUGCAGCUACCCAUGGUUGUUCAGCAGAUCUAUGACUGAGGGAAUCACUCGGAGCUUAUUGUACAAUAUAUUAAGUAUAUAUGAGAUUUAGUGCAGUGAAUUUACUUAACUGCGUUAACACAAGUUUAGUGCACUUCAGAAGUGUUAAGAUAAUUGUAUCGGUUGCUGUUUUAAUUCAAUUGACAUUUCUCCCGUUGUUACGGGAGACUCUCAAUGUUAGCCUAUUUUUGUACUUGUGUAAGUUAGAUGGUGAUCCUGAGUGCUAAGGAGGUCCCAUACAGAGGUUUACACUCUUAGAGAAAACGUAAUGACAGUGUACACAUCUGUAUUUUAGGAUACUUUACAGAGAACAAAAUAGGAACUGACUAUAAAACGGUCAAUUCAAUGGCUUUUAACAAAUCUUACUAGUUGAAUCUUGAUGCUAGAGCCAUUUUUCGAGCCAUUUUUAUUGAUCUUUUAUUUUUGUGAUGCGCUAUCACUGGAGAUGGUUAGUUUAAUGUUCCUAUUUCAAAUCUCAACCCGGACAUCACUAAGCUCUGGAAUACAACAAAAGCCAACUUUGCCUCGUUUUUUGAGGCAGAUUUUAGAUCUGAUGAUGUAAACUUAUGGAUCAUUAGAGUCCCAAUUAGAAUGAAGUUGCUUUUUUGACUUGUGAGGAAAGGAAAGGAAAGCUACAGCCUUACAAAAUACACUUAUCUACAAUCUGAAAUGAAGGAAAUUACAAAAUUAUGUUUUGUUGCUAUCUACGAUAUUGCUGAUUUUGUUUUGGAAUAUUUUUACACUUAUUUUUCUACACUGUAGAUAUGACUGAGGGAAUAUGAAGAGAAUGGAGCUCAUGGAAGAAAGGGUUUGAGUGUCUUAAGAUAAAACAACUUCUAAAAUCAUAUGGUUAAUACAGAAUUUAGGAUGCACAACUGCUGUGCAAUUCAUCAGGUGUGAGCGGCGUUGUCCUUCUUUAGGGAAAACAGUCUCUGUAACUGAAAUGUAACUGCACUGUUGCAGAUGUUAAACACUUAACCAAAGAGUGCCACUUUAGUGAGAGUCAUUUCAAUGGAAAGGAAUGAAUCCUUCGUUUGUGUACAUUAAGCAACACUUCCCCCCUCGUGGAUUGCCAGUAGAACAGAAGGUAACUGAUGUGUCCAUUUAUUUUUUUUGGAACGUGCUAAUCAACAGAUACUGCAAAAGCUGAACAGUGUAACUGUGUGUUAUAAAGGAAGGGUUGACCGAUUUCCAUUUUUGGACUUUGUUUGUAAAUGCUGUGCUAGCAGAUGGAACUUGUAUUUUUGCAAUAAAGUUGUUAUAAAUGGCCCCAAACAGGAGCACAGUAUGAA